Messenger RNA from Dendrobium catenatum, 795 nucleotides. Its product is annotated as glycine-rich protein 5-like. Lineage: Eukaryota; Viridiplantae; Streptophyta; Magnoliopsida; Asparagales; Orchidaceae. The transcript is spliced from 3 exons. The record is from RefSeq and is a predicted model, not a curated record. The coding region runs from base 1 to 795 and encodes 264 amino acids.
AUGAGUAGCUCUAAAUGGGCGGCGCUCGCAUUGUUGUUUUUCUUGAGCUGUUUCAGCGUUGGCGUUAUUGGUAGGGUGUUGUCGAGUGUGGACGAGGAGAACCAAUUGUGGUUGGCUAAGGGAGGAGGCUUAGGUUUUGGUGGAGGUGCUGGAGGCGGUGGUGGGUUUGGGAAGGGUGGAGGGUUUGGUGGAGGAAUUGGCAAAGGAGGAGGUUUUGGUGGAGGUAUUGGAAAGGGAGGAGGGUUUGGCGGUGGGAUAGGGAAUGGUGGAGGGCAUAGUGGUGGAAUUGGCAAGGGAGGAGGCCUUGGUGGUGGGAUUGGGAAUGGUGGAGGGCAUAGCGGAGGAGUUGGCCAAGGUGGAGGGCUUGGAGGUGGGAUAGGAAAUGGUGGAGGGCAUAGUGGUGGAAUUGGUCAUGGAGGAGGGCUCGGCGGUGGGAUAGGGAGUGGUGGAGGGCAUAGUGGUGGAAUUGGUAGUGGAGGAGGGCUUGGAGGUGGGAUAGGGAAUGGUGGAGGGCACAGUGGUGGAAUUGGGCACAGUGGUGGAAUUGGCAAUGGAGGAGGACUUGGCGGUGGUAUAGGCAAUGGUGGAGGACAUAGUGGUGGAAUUGGUGACAAGAAAGAAGAGAAAGCCAUGACACUGAAGGAUGUUGACACAGAUAGUAAUAGCUCUUGUGCUAAUGAGAAUGAUGAUAUAGCUUUAAUGAAUCAACAAUUUCAAAUCUUCCUAAAGCAAAAAAGAGGCACCAUUAAGAAAGGAAGAAGGGUAAAUAAGGAAGCCAAGAUAUUUAUGGUCUAA